This is a messenger RNA of Cololabis saira (Pacific saury), 1824 nucleotides long. Its product is annotated as immunoglobulin gamma-1 heavy chain-like. Lineage: Eukaryota; Metazoa; Chordata; Actinopteri; Beloniformes; Belonidae. The transcript is spliced from 8 exons. Bases 1 to 1764 code for a protein of 587 amino acids. The record is from RefSeq and is a predicted model, not a curated record.
AUGUUCUCUGUAGCUCUGCUGCUGCUGCUGGCUGCUGGAUCAUGUGUGAAGUGUGCUGAUAGUCAGACAUUAACAGAGUCUGAAUCAGUGGUUAAAAGACCUGGAGAGUCCCAUAAACUGACUUGUACAGCCUCUGGAUUAGAUUUCAGCAACUAUUGGAUGGCCUGGGUCAGACAGGCUCCUGGAAAAGGACUGGAGUGGAUUGCAACUGAGGGUCUCAGUAGUGGCAAAUUCUACUCUCAGUCAGUUCAAGGCCGGUUCACCAUCUCCAGAGACAAUACCAGACAGCAGCUGUAUCUGCAGAUGAACAGUCUGAGGACUGAAGACUCUGCUGUUUAUUACUGUGCUCGUGACUGUGACAACGCUUUUGACUACUGGGGGAAAGGCACAACGGUUACAGUCACUUCAGCAACUCCCACAAAACCGACGGUCUUUCCUUUGAUGCCAUGUGGCUCUGGAGGAGGACAGAAAGUCACCCUCGGCUGUCUUGCCACCGAUUUCACGCCGUCCUCAGUGACCUUCUCAUGGAACCAGGCCGGCACGUCUUUGACAGACUUCAUCCAGUACCCUUCAGUACAGAAAAACAGCGCUUAUAUUGGAAUAAGUCAAGUCCAAGUGAGCAGACAGGACUGGGACGCAAGAAAACCUUUCCAAUGUGUUGCAACUCAUGCUGCAGGGAACGUCCAAGGGACUGUUGUACAGCCAAACGUGGUUUAUAAGUUACCAACUCUUACAACGGGUUCCUUCAUUGAUCAUGACAAAGAUGAGGCUUCCUUCUUCUGCUUUGCCAAAGAUUUUUCACCCAAAAAAUAUGAGAUCAGUUGGAGGAAAGACGGCAGCGAAGUCUCCAGCAAAAUAGACGAGAUCAGUUCAUUGUCUGGGGAAAGAAAGGACACAAACGGAACGAUGCUGUACAGUGCAGCAAGUUUGCUCAUAGUGAAACCCAGUGAGUUGAGUGAAGGUGUGACAUUUACAUGCGUGUUUGAGGGGAAAUGGGGAAAAACUGGUUCAGAAAGGACAGCAAAUGAGACCUACAAGGAUUCAAGCAGUCGCGGCCCCGGUGAUGCAGGAUGUCCUAAAGCAGAUGUGGAUGUAAACAUCAUCGCCCCCAAAGCUGAAGACUUAUUUGUAAAACAAAAGGGACAGCUUACAUGUCAAAUCAAGGUCAAAAAGGGAACUGUGGAAAAGAUUUGGUGGGAGGAUGAACGUGAUGUACUGGCCGGUACCUCAAAGGAUGUAACAACAACAACAAAAAGCUUUGAGCACGUUCUUGACAUCACAUAUGAUGAAUGGCACGAGGGAGUUACGCGCUUCUGCGUUGUUGAACACAAGGACUGGAUUGACCCGCUGAAGACCCGCUAUCAGAGAAGUAACGGAGGAGCUGCUCAGCGUCCUUCAGUGUUUAUGUUGCCUCCAGUAGAACACACUAGAAAAGACGUGGUGACCCUGACUUGCUACGUGAAAGACUUCUUCCCUCAGAACAUUUUCGUGUCUUGGUUUGUUGAUGACGAGGAAGCAGACUCCAAAUACAAGUUCAGUACCACAAACGCUGUAGAAAACACCGGAUCUUACUCCGCUUACAGCCAGUUAACCCUCAGCCUGGAUCAGUGGAGACAGACUGAUGUGGUGUACAGCUGUGUUGUUUACCACGAAUCCAUCGCUAACUCAACUAAAUCCAUCGUCAGAUCCAUUGGAUACAGAACAUCUGAUAAAACCAACCUGGUCAACCUGGACAUAAGCAUCCCUGACAAGUGCAAGGCGUAGUAGAUGUCGUUGUGUGUCGCUGUGUCCUCUUUUCUUUUUUUGGUUCAGUGUCUGUUGCUU